AUGUCUGCUAAAGCUAUCAAAGGAACCAUCUUGUGUUUGCACGGAUACGCCCAAAACGGUCCAACUUUCUCCGCUAAGGCCUCCGGAAUCAGAAAGGCUUUGAAGAAAAUUGGUUACCACACCGUUUUCGUGCAGGGAUCAUUGCAAAUUAAAAAGGCUGAUUUGCCUUUCGAGGUUCCUCCAAGCGAAAACGGCGAAGAAUCCGAUUUUGACUAUCGUGGAUGGUGGCAACCUACUGAUGAUUACGAGCUCCAACCGGCUUUGGAUGCAGUUAAAGGUUACUACAAAGAGCAUGGUCCGUUCGUCGGAAUCUUAGGUUUCUCCCAGGGUGCCGGAUUGGCAGCUGUGGUAUGCAACAACUAUGCUGAGAUUGUUGGAGAACCAAAGGCUGCCGAAGAGCUCAAGUUCGGUAUCUUUUACUCUUCGUUCGUCCUCAAGCCACAGCAAUACCAGAAAUACUACGACCAGAAGAUCAAGAUCCCAACCUUGCACAUCUUUGGUGAACUCGACACUGUUGUUGUUCCAGAGAGAUGUGAGGCUCUUGUCGAGAAAUGCGAAAACCCUACAAUUUUGAAACACCCUGGAGGACAUUUUGUUCCAAACACCAAGGAUUUGAUCAAAAAGGAAAUCGCGUGGGUUGAGAGUGUCACCUCUGAGGUUGAGGAAAAGAAAGAAGAGCAAGCAGAGAAGCAAGAGACCGAAGCCACUAAGGAACUUGAGGACCAGAUUGGCAAGCUGGGAAUUGUUUGA
Messenger RNA from Ogataea philodendri, 750 nucleotides. RefSeq lists its product as uncharacterized. Gene Ontology annotation, cellular component: cytoplasm; nucleus. The transcript has a single exon. NCBI's taxonomy places the organism in Eukaryota, Fungi, Ascomycota, Pichiomycetes, Pichiales, Pichiaceae. The record is from RefSeq and is a predicted model, not a curated record. Bases 1 to 750 code for a protein of 249 amino acids.